GGCUGGUGCGCGUGUGUCUCUCUCUCUCUGUCGUUUCGAUUCCUCUCUCUCUCUCCCUCUCCCUCUCCCUCUCCCUCUCUCACUCAUCACACUCUCUCUGUUCUCAGUUCUCUGUUUUCUCACUUUCUCUCUCUCUGUAAUUUGCAUCUGCAUGCUCCUUCUCUCACUCUGAUUCUGCGAAAUCACCUUCUUCCUCACUCCAUCGGAAUCCAAUCUCAGAUCUCGCCGAUCAGAAUGGUUGAUCCAAGUGGAAAAGGAUCAGAAGGAGAGGAUGCAAACCCUAACGCUGCAUCAUCGGGGAACAGUCCGAGCAGCAGUGAACAGAAGAAAACCUGCGCCGAUUGCGGCACUACCAAGACCCCUCUCUGGCGAGGUGGCCCCGCAGGACCAAAGUCUCUCUGCAACGCGUGUGGGAUCAGAAGCAGGAAGAAGAAGAGAGCGAUAUUGGGAAUAAGCAAGGGGAGCAACGAGGAUGGGAGAAAGGGGAAGAGGAGCAGUAGCAGUGGCGGUGGAAGCAGCAAGGUUGGGGAGAAUUUGAACUUGAAACAGAGGUUGUUGUCUUUGGGGAGAGAAGUGUUGAUGCAGAGAUCGCAUUGGAAGAAGCUUGGAGAAGAAGAGCAAGCUGCGGUCUUGUUGAUGUCACUCUCUUAUGGAUCCGUUUAUGCUUGAAACUCAAAACUCAAACUGAAACAACCCAUUUUUAUUCUAGAAGAUGAAGAAGAAUUAUUAAGAAUUUUAGAUUUUGUUUUAGGUUUUCCCCUAACCUUUUCCAAGUGUAUAUUGUUAGAUUGUGUUUCUCUCUCUGGGAUCAUGGGGUUAUGUGUGUGUGUGUGGUCAAUAGUUGUAAGAAGAAUCAUUCAAGUCCAAUUUUGGUACUAAUAUAGUAGCUCUCCCUGUUUCUC
Abrus precatorius (Indian licorice) is the source of this 902-nucleotide messenger RNA. RefSeq names its product GATA transcription factor 16-like. The transcript is spliced from 3 exons. The coding region runs from base 235 to 669 and encodes 144 amino acids. Gene Ontology annotation, molecular function: zinc ion binding; sequence-specific DNA binding. NCBI's taxonomy places the organism in Eukaryota, Viridiplantae, Streptophyta, Magnoliopsida, Fabales, Fabaceae. Gene Ontology annotation, biological process: regulation of DNA-templated transcription. The record is from RefSeq and is a predicted model, not a curated record.